Messenger RNA from Drosophila suzukii, 1706 nucleotides. RefSeq lists its product as uncharacterized. Lineage: Eukaryota; Metazoa; Arthropoda; Insecta; Diptera; Drosophilidae. The record is from RefSeq and is a predicted model, not a curated record.
AACACCUGUGUGUGUGUGUGUGCUUUUGAUCAAGUGAGCUGUGCAUUUAUUCAAUUUUCAUUUAAAAUUGUGUAUAAAAGGGGCCGGCGAGGCGUAUCCGGGUCAUAACGCAUUGUGUUUUCCAAGGCGCUGUUUCAAAAACUAUAAAACAAAAACCUCACGCAUUUUUUUUUCAACUAAAAGAACUGAAAAAAGGCCGUUUUUUUCCGAUUACGCCGUGCUAUCGCCCCGCUGAAAUAGUUUAUUCGUUACAAAUAGCAGAUCGAGAUCUCCGGCAGCGACAGACGUACUUUUAACGCCACCAAGAUGAGCACCUUCCCCAGUUUCGCGGACAUUUCGGCCAAGUUCUCGGAGGCCACGCUGGACGAGAUCAUCCGCAAUGCGGGCGGCACCCGCCACACCUCCUACAAGUUCGGUCCCAGUGGCAAGAAGGGGGACGCCUACCUGAGCCGCGUCUUCCGCAUCACCGUCUUCGGAGUAAGGGAUUCCGAGCAGGGAAAGGACGAGGAGGAGCUGAAGGUCGGGGUGAUCGUGAAGGCCAUGCCCGACAAUCUCCAUCGCCGGCGUCUCUUCCGCUCGGUGAUAUUCUUUCGCAACGAGAUCAACUUCUACACCAAGGUGCUGCCGGCCAUCGAGGCCUUCCAGAAGUCCCGGGAGCCCGCCCCCAAGAAGCCCUUCGUGGAGUAUCCCCGCUGCCUGGCCAGCCUGUGCGACGGUGUCAACGAUUUCAUCGCCCUGGAGGACGUGGGUCCCAAGGGCUACACUGCGCCCGUGCGCCAGGACUACAUUUCCCUAGAGGAUGCUCUGCUAACCAUGCGCACCCUGGGUCGAUUCCAUGGCGUGGCCCUGGCCUUCAAUGCCCUGGACAGCAAGAACUUCGAGAAGGCGGCGGAUUCCCUGGAGGAGACCUAUUACGGCGAGCACACUCGCGAGUGGUACACCGGCUUCCUGCUGCUGGCGGAGAACGUGGCCUUGGACGCCGUCAAGAAGGUGUAUCCGGACAGCAAGUACGAGACCGUGGCCGGCAACUUCCUGCAGCCCGCGCUGUUCGACGACCUGAUCAACCUGGUGUCCACUCGCUCCAAGCUGAGUGUCUUCGGGCACGGCGACUGCUGGACCCCCAACUUCCUGACCAAGUACAACGAGCAGGGCGAAUCGCAGGAGAUUAUCAUUAUUGACUUCCAGCUGGCCAGAUGCUCCUCCUUGGCCCUGGACCUGAGCUUCUUCAUCUACUCUUGCACCAGCCAGGUGUUGAGGGAGGAGCACUAUGACAAGCUGCUGCGCGCCUACCUGGAGAGUGCCCAUGAACUGAUCAAGGAUCUGGGUGGCGAUCCCGAGGAGAUCAUCACAUGGGAAUCGCUGCAGCAGGAGCUGAAGGACUUUGGACGCUUUGGCUGCGGAAUGGGCAUCGAAUCGCUGCCCAUGACCAUGAUGGAGGACGAGGAGGUGGCCGAUCUGGAUGGCAUCAAGGAGAACGCCAUUCUCACCGACAUCUGGAACAUCACGCCCUUCAAGGAGCCCGCCAAGCAGAAGCGCCUGGCCGAGAUUUUCAAGCACGCCAUCGAUGAGGGCUACAUCAAGUAGGCUUCAAUUUACCACGAUCAAAUCGAAUUCAACUAGUAUUGGGAAUUUAUACUUGUAACCCUAUAUGUACAAACUAUAACUGAAGAUUAUUAAACCGUGUUCCAAGCACAAAGCCAGCUGCA